Nicotiana tabacum (common tobacco) is the source of this 801-nucleotide messenger RNA. The record is from RefSeq and is a predicted model, not a curated record. Lineage: Eukaryota; Viridiplantae; Streptophyta; Magnoliopsida; Solanales; Solanaceae.
AUGGGGUUUAGCGAGAGAUUCAUAGGGCUUGUGUUUGUAAUUGUCUCAAACAAUUGGUAUUCAGUACUCAUAAAUGGACAACCUCAUGGUUUUUUCAAAUCAACUGGAGGUGUCAAGCAAGGGGAUCCAGUCUCACUGACUUUAUUCAUUUUGGCUGUUGAAGCAUUGUCCAGGGGCUUAAAUGCUUUGCAUUUGAAUCCAUAUUUUUGUGGAUUUGGAUUAUCUAAGUGGAGUCCUAAAAUCAAUCACUUAUCAUAUGCGGAUGAUACCAUUAUCUUCUCCUCUUCAUGCACUAUUUCUUUACAAUUGGUGAUGGAGGUCUUGAGAGCAUAUGAAGCUGCAUACGGACAGUUGGUGAAUAAGAGUAAAUCAUCCAUUUAUAUGCAUCAUUCUGCUAGCAUGGAGGUAAUUACAAAGGUGGAAAGGAUCACUGGAAUUGAUAGACAGGAAUUUCCAUUUACGUAUUUAGGAUGUCUUAUCUUUUACGCUAGGAGGAAGAUGGAUUACUAUAAAGGAUUGAUCACUAAAGUGAUGGAUAAAAUGCAAACAUGGAAGGGUAAAUUGUUAUCCAUAGGUGGUCGAGCAGUGUUGAUCUUUCAUGUGCUUCAAAGCAUGCCCAUUCAUUUACUAUCAGCAGUUAAUCCUCCAAAUAAUGUCAUCAACAAAUUGCAUAAGAUUUUUGCUCAAUUCUUCUGGAGCAGUUCUAUAGGUGGCAGUAGUAGACAUUGGGGUUCAUGGAAUAAUUUGUGCAUGCCAUGUGAUGAGGGGGGCAUUGAUUUUAGAUCUUUGCAUGAUGUUUAA